Zingiber officinale is the source of this 946-nucleotide messenger RNA. RefSeq lists its product as uncharacterized. Bases 70 to 543 code for a protein of 157 amino acids. The transcript has 3 exons. Lineage: Eukaryota; Viridiplantae; Streptophyta; Magnoliopsida; Zingiberales; Zingiberaceae. The record is from RefSeq and is a predicted model, not a curated record.
AUUUGACGUCGCACUCGAGGAUGCGGAGACGAAGCCUUCGAGCAAACGCACCGCGCUAGCAGAUCGACGAUGGCGGAAAAGGGCGCAGGCGCUGCUGCCGGGGGCGAGAGGUGGAAGGCAGCGCUCGUAAACAUCUCGGAGAUGGGUACCAAUUUCGACUCUCUGCAGAAGCUCCUCGCUAAGAAGGCCGUCUUCGUGGACGAGGAAACCUUCGCCAAGGCCACCCUCACCUCCGAGCAAGCGCGCACCAUCAAGACUCUUGAACAGAGGGUAGAGGCUCUGGAGAGAGAACUUGAUGCUGCAAUUGCGGCUGCAGCUCGUGCACGUACAGAAAAGAGACAGGCUGAAACAGCCCAGCGCGCAGCUGAGUCGCAUGCGCAAGAGCUCACAAGAGAACUCGAGAACACUACAAAGGUGUUUAAGCUGCACAUGGAAGAACUGCGCUCUCAGAAAGAGGAGAUCACAAAGAAAGAAAGUGAGAUCAAACUUUUGGAAGCUAUUAUUCAGACAUUGAGUAGAAAUGACACUAGUGCAGAUGGCUAAGCUUUGUUUAAAUGUGAAGACAAUUCAGGAAAAUUCUCCUUUUCCAAUUUUUCUCGGCAAAUGAAAUCGAAUUGGUCUCCAGUGUUAUUAUAAGAAGCAUAUUAUUAUCAGAAUAAUCAGCCAUUUAUAUCAUCGUAUCUAGUUGUCGUCUCAUCGGUAAGAGGUUGUUAGGUUAUAAGUGGGGGAAAAAAAUAUGUUCUAUAUGCUAAGAUCUUCCAAUGUCUGUCUGUGCUCUACUUGUAUUGAAAUAUAUGGGCAAGGUGUGUAAUAGUGUAUUUCAACUUCUCAUUUUAGUCAACUUGAAAGGUAUUGGAAUUAAUCUACCACUGUAAGCUCUGCCAUUACUCUUAUUUGUCACCUUUUAAUUCUAGCAAUGAUAGAUGGGCUGGCUUAUUUAGCUCAA